Molecule: messenger RNA, 2380 nt
Organism: Lytechinus variegatus (green sea urchin)
Lineage: Eukaryota; Metazoa; Echinodermata; Echinoidea; Temnopleuroida; Toxopneustidae
Product: G-protein coupled receptor Mth2-like
Exons: 4
Coding region: 157-2151 (664 amino acids)
Biological process (GO): G protein-coupled receptor signaling pathway; cell surface receptor signaling pathway
Cellular component (GO): membrane
Molecular function (GO): G protein-coupled receptor activity
Source: RefSeq, a predicted model, not a curated record
AAGAGAUAUCAUUGCAGUAUAUUACAGUUUUCAUAUUGAGAAAGACCUUUGGUAAACUGGUCAUAGUCGUGCAAGUCGGCCAAUCGACAAGAAUAAGCAACCCGCGCCAGCAGUGUGCAGACCGCAGAAAAAGUGUUUAAAAAUAACCACAACCACAUGCCAAACAUGAAGACUUUACCAACCGUCUUGAUGACGAUGAUGACUAUGCUGGACCUCAUCGCAGGGCAAAUGACAACGAUACCGGUCCAGAGAACCACUUUAAUGAUCUCUCGGCCACCAUCUUUUUCUCCUGGUGAAGAACAUUUCUUCCCAUAUACGACGCCCCCACCAGGCAUGACAACACGGCAUAGUCAAACACAAGGCGUUGCAGCUCCAUUUGAUCUCAAUCCUUAUCGUACAACAAAAGCCCCGCCUCAUUCUCCAAGAACCAAACUCGUCAUCGAGUGCCCACAUGGCUUCGAUCAGAUCUCAACCCCUUGCGGAUCACCAGAGAACGGGGAACUUUGGCCGGAAUGCGACGGUGCAACACUACACGUGCUGCAGAGAUUCAGUGUGGACGGGUACGAAUCAUGUCUGGAAGCUGCUCCAGCCAUCCUUGGAAACCUGGGACCCUAUGCCAUCAGUGAAAGGAAUGCAACAACUGCUCUCAGGUACCCAGUUGCUACCACAAACUGGUGGGGCUUAACCAAUAUCACAAACGAACAUCUACUGCAGGAUAGAAUAGCAACUGCACUAGAAGAAGAGCUUAAUAAUGUUUGGAGUAGUCGUUGUGCAGAUUUCAUCGAGUACUGGGUGACAUGUCCACUGAAGGCUGAUCGCAAUGACUCGAUUUCCACCACGCCCUCAGCGGCGGACUGUGACGGAGAAUAUGUCGUUGGUGACCCAGACGCUUUUACGCCAGUCUGGCAUAAUGGAUCGUUCCUUUUCUUCUUCAAUGGAACUUACAUUAUACCAACUUGGUGGAGUGACAGAUCGACAUAUGACGUUGUUGAGUCAACCUCACCCGAUUACAUUCGCCAAGAUAAAACACGAGAAUUGAGAGUGUGUGGUAUACAGAAGCCAAUUAUCAACUGCGACAUCAUCAUUUCGGAGGAUGAAUAUCUUGUGGAAGACGUUGGUAAUUCGACGGCUAUCAUCUACAAUGGUACAGAAUAUCAGAAAGACUCGUUUGAAUACGUACCCAACAACUCCGUAAGAAUCUGCAUUAUUCAUGACAAUUUUUCUUCUGUCGAGGAACAAGUAGAGGAAGAUACGACAAUAAAACCAGUAAAUGUCCAGUUAAUCUAUAGCCAUGUCCUGUUCGCAGUAUCAACAUUAUGUCUGGUUUUAUUGGUCGGAACCUAUCUGAUCUUUUCUGAACUUCGGAAUUUCCAGGGAUGCGCCAUUCUGACCUUCGCUGUAACUUUGCUAAUUUCCCAAAUUUGCCUGCAGUAUGUUGCUCCUUAUGCACGUCGCACAACGGCUCUGUGUCAGGGUGUGGCGGUUCUUGCGCAUUUUACACUUCUGUGUGCUUUUGCCUGGAUGACUCUUCUUGCAUUUGACCUUUACCGAAGCUUCAAAGGAACCCAGACCCGCACACACCACAGCCCUAACAGUCGCCUCAAACGCUAUGCUCGAUAUUCACUGGUUGGUUGGGGUAUUCCACUUCUUCUAGUAAUUGUCUCCCUCGGGCUGCAUUUCACAGAAAAUGAUAUAUUCCCGCUCGAGUACGGAUCAGGGAGAAACUGUUGGGUGUAUCCAGUUCUAGCCAACAUUAUCCUUUUCAUCAGUCCAAUCGUGCUGUCCUUGGUUGCCAAUGUCGUUCUCUUCAUCCUUACUGUGAUUAACAUUUGCAGGACGACAAAGAUGACCAGGAGUGCUCUCCAACAGGACAGAUCACACAGGCAUGUGAUAUCCGAACUGCUCAUCUAUUUUAAGAUAUCAUGUCUGAUGGGAUUCAGCUGGUUGUUUGGCCUGGUAGCCGCCCUGGGUACGACGCCAGCUCUCUGGUACAUCUUCAUAACGGUCAAUGGUCUCCAAGGCAUUUCCGUCUUUUUCUCCUUCGGCCUCAAUGCCAGGGUAAGAAAAUUAUGGAGAAAAGGGAUGGCACCAGCAAAGUCAGGGUCGAGCAGUGGUAGCUCCAACAAGACAAAGAAGACCAGUUCUGUGUAGUGGACUUUCUGGCAACAAGCUAAAACCUUCUUGAAAUACAUCAGUGGACGAACUUAAGCUCGUGAAGGCUUGUUUGUUUCGUUUACGAACUUUCGGACUUGUUAUUGUAUGAAUUGCUCAACUGGUUUUCUUAUGAAAUGUUUCACCGUUGAAAGGACAACAUAAUAUAUUCCUGCAUCAUACCCAGUACGUUCGGCAAGUUGUGAGACCUUUCCUAAUCAUUGCUAAC